AUGCGGUUGUUUUCUAGCAUUGUUGGUUGUUUGAUCACUGUCAAUACUUACGCACAGUUCCGUGCACGAAUUACACAUUUGUCACGUUACGAGUCAAAUGAAUGCAUAUCAAAGCAAGCGUAUUAUGACGUCGAAAAUAGUUGCAUAGCAAUUGUUAGUUUGGACGACAAAUGUGACAAAGUUUUGACCAAUGCUUUUGAAAAAGCUAUAAUUAAACCUGAAAAUCUCAAAAUUCAAGUUAUAAAAAAUCCCAGAGAUUUCGAAUAUAUGUUACGUGUGGUACAAGAUUUUUGUUCCGUGACAGUUAUUCAAGAAUCAAUCAAAAUAUAUGUAACUUGGUUCUUUUUCGAUUGCACAAAAAAUGGAGAGAAGAGCAAGAAAUCUGGAAUUAUUAUAUGGAUAAUAAUAAUAUCAUUAAUAGUUGUUGGUAUUACUAUCUGUGCGGCAAUUGGCGCUUGUUGUUAUUUAGCGCUUCGAAGGACAAAUCCGACACAAAGGCAAAAGAAAGAUAGUACGAAGGAAGAAGAAACUUCAAAUGAAAAUGUUGACGAAUUGUCUCCUGAAGCAAACAUUAUUAAAUCACAUUCCACUAGUACGAAAAAAACACUUCCUGAAGUGACAAUAGAAGAAGUUCAGGAAAAAGCACCGGAUCGACAAGUUUUAAACGUACAGCAACAAAGGAAACGGAUGAGAAAAAAGUUUUAA
Brugia malayi is the source of this 705-nucleotide messenger RNA. RefSeq lists its product as uncharacterized. Bases 1 to 705 code for a protein of 234 amino acids. The record is from RefSeq and is a predicted model, not a curated record. The transcript is spliced from 5 exons. NCBI's taxonomy places the organism in Eukaryota, Metazoa, Nematoda, Chromadorea, Rhabditida, Onchocercidae.